CGGGCGCAGACGCAGCCGUUCGGGGGCGCGCCGCGCUCUCGCUUCUCCGUGCCCCUCACCUCGAGUCCAGGCCCGGCUGGCCGGCGCGGCGAGCAUGGCGGGCGCGGGCGCGAAGCGGCGCGCGGUGGCGGGCCCGGCGGUCGAGGAGGAGGAGCGGCAGGCGCGGGAGAGGAUGCUGGCGGCGCGACGCGCGGACGCCGGGGACCCGGCGGAGGAGGGCGUGACCCUGCAGCGCAGCAUCACGCUGCUCAACGGCGUGGCCAUCAUCGUGGGCACCAUCAUCGGCUCGGGCAUCUUCGUGACGCCCACCGGCGUGCUCAAGGAGGCGGGCUCGCCGGGGCUGGCGCUGGUGGUGUGGGCCGUGUGCGGCAUCUUCUCCAUCGUGGGUGCGCUCUGCUACGCCGAGCUGGGCACCACCAUCUCCAAGUCCGGCGGCGACUACGCCUACAUGCUGGAGGUCUACGGCUCCCUGCCCGCCUUCCUGAAGCUCUGGAUCGAGCUGCUCAUCAUCCGGCCGUCCUCGCAGUACAUCGUGGCGCUCGUCUUUGCUACCUACUUGCUCAAGCCGCUCUUCCCCACCUGCCCGGUGCCGGAGGAGGCGGCCAAGCUCGUGGCCUGCCUCUGCGUGCUGCUGCUCACCGCCGUGAACUGCUACAGCGUGAAGGCCGCCACCCGCGUGCAGGACGCCUUCGCCGCCGCCAAGCUCCUGGCCCUGGCCCUGAUCAUCCUGCUCGGCUUCGUCCAGAUCGGGAAGGGUGACGUGUCUAAUCUGGACCCCAGGUUCUCCUUUGAAGGCACCAAGCUGGACGUGGGGAACAUUGUGCUGGCAUUGUACAGUGGCCUCUUUGCUUACGGAGGAUGGAACUACCUGAACUUUGUCACAGAGGAGAUGAUCAACCCCUACAGGAACCUGCCCCUGGCCAUCAUCAUCUCCCUCCCCAUCGUCACCCUGGUGUAUGUGCUGACCAACCUGGCCUACUUCACCACGCUGACCACGGAGCAGAUGCUAACUUCCGAGGCUGUGGCCGUGGACUUCGGGAACUACCACCUGGGGGUCAUGUCCUGGAUCAUUCCUGUCUUUGUGGGCCUGUCUUGCUUCGGCUCUGUCAACGGGUCCCUGUUCACAUCCUCAAGGCUGUUUUUCGUGGGGUCCAGGGAGGGCCACCUGCCCUCGGUCCUGUCCAUGAUCCACCCCCAGCUCCUGACACCCAUGCCGUCCCUCGUGUUCACGUGCAUCAUGACUCUGCUGUACGCCUUCUCCAAGGACAUCUUCUCCGUCAUCAACUUCUUCAGCUUCUUCAACUGGCUGUGUGUGGCGCUGGCCAUCAUCGGUAUGGUCUGGCUCCGCUUCCGGAAGCCGGAGCUGGAGCGGCCCAUCAAGGUGAACCUGGCCCUCCCCAUCUUCUUCAUCCUGGCCUGCCUAUUCCUGAUCGCCGUGUCCUUCUGGAAGACACCUGUGGAGUGCGGCAUCGGCUUCGCCAUCAUCCUCAGCGGGCUGCCUGUCUACUUCUUUGGGGUCUGGUGGCAGAACAAGCCCAAGUGGCUCCUCCAGGGCAUCUUCUCCAUGACGGUCCUUUGCCAGAAGCUCAUGCAGGUGGUCCCUCAGGAGACCUAGCCGGUGGACAGUGCUGGAAGAGAGCAGGUGAAGGCCACGUCCAGACAGCUCACCCUCAGAAAAGCAGCUUCUGGUCCUGUUGUCCAACCCCCAAGUCCCCUCACUGCCCCUGCCUGGGGCGGCACCUACAGCAGCUGUGAACAGCCUGGUACGAGUGGCAUCCUGGCAGAUGGACAUCCCUGGUGGCUCCCGGGCCAGGUGCCGGCAGUGAGCUGAGGCAGGCCCGGCGGCUCCAGCCCGCGGACUCACCUCGGGCCCUUCUCCCUUCCCUCGUUCAUUUGCAUUCUUUAACUUAAAUCUCGGGUCAGGUCAAUGCCACCAAGGCGAUUAUUGUUUAAAGAAAUAGGUCAGGAGGAGGCGGGGAGACAGGCCUCCUGUUCCAGUGCUGCCCGCAGCACCGCGUGCCUCGACGGGACCAGACACUGUGGCGCGCAGACGCUGAGGACCCAGGCCCUGGCAGUGCCUGCCUUUGCCCCUUUCCAUAGUGCCGGGGUCGAACCAGGGCCCGGCGAAGGCUGGGCAAGCAUGCCCCUGGGCUUGUCCCUGGCCAUCACACCUCAUGUCACAGAUGUCGGCGUGAGAGGGAACAGCCCUUGAUGCGUCUCUGCCUUAAGUCCCAAGGUAGCUCCUUCCCUGUGAUCCAAGACAGAAAGUUCUUCAGGAAGAGCCAGGACAGGCCCUGCCAGUCUCCAGCGGUGGCCACUGUGUGCUCCAAGCAGAGGUCAUGGCUCGGGCGAACCCAGGGCUCCCCACAGCCUGUGCCACCUGGGAAGCCUCAGCAGGGCCACUCCCUGGGCCCGGGGACCGUUGGAAUCCUGAGAGCGCGCCUGGGCCUCCAUCCCGAUGUGCCCGUGUGCUCUGGCCCUGGAGCGGGCAGCGCCGCCUCCUGGCUGAGCUCUGCUUCGGGCAAAGUUUGGAUCUUCAGAUCUAGGGACAGCCAGGAGGGCAGGCAGGGCUCACUGGGGGCCCCCAGAGGCCACAGGGGCCCAGCCUCUGCCUUCUGCUGACCACACAGCAGCCCCUUGGGCUGUCUUGGGCUGGCUUCCUCCGCCUGGCCAGGUGCCCCUUCCCUCCGCGUGCCCCUUCCCCACUGCAGCACCCAGCUCACCGCUCUGCCUCUGCUGGGCUUUGUCUUUGUUGUCCCCUGGGGCACUCGAGGCCUGGCCAGCACAUCUGGCCACCUGGUUCUUGCUGAUCUUCAGGAAGUCUCUGCAAGCCACCCGCAAGAGAGGUUACUGUCUCAGGUCAGAUGAAGGGAUUUCAGGGCCUGAGAAGACCACAGCCAGCUCCUGUGUUGCACUCUGGGGAGCUCAGCUCAGCUUCAGACCACUAACCUCCAGGAGGAGGGCAGUGUGGGUCACCUUGCGGGGUGCACCGUGUUCCUGGGGCUGGGUGUGGUAACGCCAUGGGACCCCCACCUGCGAGGCAGGUCAGAGGGGUCAGUCUGGUUUGGGCUGUGUCCAUGGUGCUGACUCCAAUCUGCUGGCUGGAGUCCAGGAGCAUGGUGGGACCCUGGCCCGUCUGGGAAGACCCUGCUGUCCAACCAGGCACAGCCGACAGUCCCCUGGGUUCGGGUGGCAGCUCCUGGCCUGACAGUCUUCUGUUCACCUUCCGCCUUUCCAUCCUCUCCUAACACUUACUAAUGCAGAGGUACUGUUGGCACCGUGUGUAUUUAUUUUGGGUGGUCGGCUGCAUCUGGCUGUGGUGUGUGUGGCACAGUGUCUGUGUCGGUCACCAUGACCCAUCUGCUGUGGCGUCCACAGAGUUAGUGGCCCAUGGCCGGUACUUUGUUCAUUCUUGUGUUAUGGCUAACCUGUUACACUAGGCUGGUUGGGGUGGGGAGUUCUGUUAUUUGUGGGGUCUUUUGUUUUUACAGAAAUGCAACUAGAAUUCUA
Sciurus carolinensis (gray squirrel) is the source of this 3510-nucleotide messenger RNA. It is a transcript of the gene Slc7a5, whose product is annotated as solute carrier family 7 member 5. Gene Ontology annotation, cellular component: membrane. NCBI's taxonomy places the organism in Eukaryota, Metazoa, Chordata, Mammalia, Rodentia, Sciuridae. Gene Ontology annotation, biological process: amino acid transmembrane transport; neutral amino acid transport. The transcript is spliced from 10 exons. The record is from RefSeq and is a predicted model, not a curated record. Gene Ontology annotation, molecular function: neutral L-amino acid transmembrane transporter activity; L-amino acid transmembrane transporter activity. The coding region runs from base 95 to 1615 and encodes 506 amino acids.